CCUUCAGUAGUUAUCGUUAAUACAUGUCGACAAUUGGCUUCAAUAUGACCUUUUUUACAAACAAUCUUGUGUAUGAUAUAGUUGCGGUGUUUGCUCUAGUACUAAUCGCUGUAAGUACUUAUUUUAAAUGGCAUUUAUCGUAUUGGAAUCGUCUAGGAGUUCCAAGCCUCAAACCAGUUUUAUUUUUCGGAGAUACGAAAAAUCUUUUUCUUUCAAAAUGCACUAUUGGAGAACAAUUUAGAGAAUUUUAUAACAACUUUAAAUCAAAAGGUUACAAACACGGUGGAAUUUUCUUUGGGCCAAAACCUUUCUACAUACCAAUAGAUCUAGAAAUUAUCAAACAUAUUCUACAAAAAGAUUUUCAACAUUUCAUGGAUCAUGGAUUUUAUAUAAACGAGGAAGAUGAUCCUUUAAGUGCUCAUCUUCUAAAUUUGGAAGAUAUUAAAUGGAAAAACAUGAGAGCGAAACUAACUCCGACUUUUACUUCUGGAAAAAUGAAAAUAAUGUUUCAAACUUUAUCCGAUUGUACUAUUGGUUUAAUAAAAGUUAUGAACGAUUCAGCUAUAAAACAUACCUCUGUUGAUAUCAAAGAUGUUUUUGGUCGUUUCACAACAGAUAUCAUCGCGUCUGUUGCUUUUGGUCUAGAGUGUAACAGUCUCGAAAACCCUGACGCGGAAUUUAGAAGAUACGGUAGAAGAGUCUUCGAAAUUGGUUUCUUUGACAGAAUCAAAACUCUUUUAACAUUCGCCAUUCCUCACCCUGUCCUCCGAUUCUUCAGGUUUAAAUUUAACAAAUCUGACGUCGAAUUUUUUUUUAUAAAAGCCAUUAGUGAAACAGUCAACUACCGAGAAGCCAACAACAUAUAUCGCAAAGAUUUUAUGCAUUUGUUGUUACAAUUGAAAAACCACGGUUCUGUCACAGAUGAUGAAAAUAUAACUAGUGACAAAGAUAAUGAGACAAAAGCUCUAACUUUGAACGAACUCGCAGCACAAGCUUUUGUUUUCUUCUUAGCCGGAUUUGAGACAUCAUCGACGGCAAUGACUUGGGCGUUGUACGAAUUGGCGAUGAAUCAAGAGAUUCAACAAAAAUUAAGACACGAAAUAAACGAUGUUUUGAACAAACACAACAACAAAUUAACAUAUGAAGCAAUGAUGGAUAUGCCUUACAUGGAAAAAGUGAUUCACGAAACUUUACGAAAAUACCCUCCCAUACCAGUUCUAACAAGAAAGUGCACCAAAGAUUACACUAUUCCUAACACUUCUAUUCAACUAAAUCGAGGUGUUUCAGUCUCUAUUCCCGUUUUGGCACUUCACAAUGAUCCUGAAUAUUAUCCAAAUCCCGAAAAAUUCGAUCCUGAUCGUUUCAGUGAAGAUAAUGUUAAGGCUAGACAUGGAUUCACAUGGCUUCCUUUUGGAGAAGGGCCACGAAUUUGUAUUGGUUUAAGAUUCGGACUAUUACAAAGUAAAGUUGGAUUGACCGCAAUUUUGAAACAUUAUGAAAUCAAAUUGAGCAAUAAAACGAAACUUCCGGUAAUAUUGAAUCCCCGAUCGUUUAUCACUUCAGCAAAAGAUAGCAUUUGGUUAGAUGUGAAAAAAAUAGAUUAA
This is a messenger RNA of Tribolium madens (black flour beetle), 1604 nucleotides long. RefSeq names its product cytochrome P450 6A1-like. The record is from RefSeq and is a predicted model, not a curated record. Lineage: Eukaryota; Metazoa; Arthropoda; Insecta; Coleoptera; Tenebrionidae. The transcript is spliced from 4 exons. The coding region runs from base 24 to 1604 and encodes 526 amino acids. Gene Ontology annotation, molecular function: oxidoreductase activity, acting on paired donors, with incorporation or reduction of molecular oxygen; iron ion binding; heme binding.